Hylaeus anthracinus is the source of this 1816-nucleotide messenger RNA. RefSeq names its product tRNA pseudouridine synthase Pus10 (gene Pus10). Gene Ontology annotation, molecular function: RNA binding; pseudouridine synthase activity. NCBI's taxonomy places the organism in Eukaryota, Metazoa, Arthropoda, Insecta, Hymenoptera, Colletidae. The record is from RefSeq and is a predicted model, not a curated record. Bases 145 to 1659 code for a protein of 504 amino acids. The transcript is spliced from 7 exons. Gene Ontology annotation, biological process: tRNA pseudouridine synthesis.
CCCGUUGCAACAAAAUUAAACAUAAAAUUUAUAAAUAUUUACACUAGCAAUAGGCCACACUGUUAACGUUAACCACCCAUAACAUAACCACUGAUAACCACUCGUUAUCCUUGGUUAUCCUUCAUAAUCGAAUUUUUCAUCAAAAUGAGUCUCUCCAUUGAAGAAGAAAAACGCAUCUUCAAUUCCUUACAAAAACAAAACUGUUGCUUAAGAUGUUGCUUUCGAUUCAUCUGCUGGCGUACACAGGAGUGUUACGAAGAUCCUAUUAAAAUUGCAAACAGUCUAGGAUAUAUCACUGAAAAAGAUGUUUCUUCCAAUGAUGAAGUUCCUUGCACAGCUUGCUUGGGGAUUCUUCAAAACCGAAUGCAAGAAUCAGUUAUUCAAAAAAUUCAGACAGAAGUAGAAAAACAAAAUUACGACAGCGAGACAUUUGUAUCUGCGUUAACGGUUCCUACUUGCGUGAACUUUAGAGAACGUUUGUUGCAUAUGCAGUGUGGUCUUGAACUUGGUCUUUCAGAAAGUGCAUUGACCAGCCUCAAACUCAAAAUGCAAACUAUUAAAGACGUUUGGAAAUUGGUAAUUACUCCGAAAGUAGAGCAAGCUAUCAGGAAACAAGUAGACGCAACAACACCCUCUGCUUUCCUUAUUGAAAUCAUUUUGAUGUAUAAGUAUAACGAAAAAGAAUGCGAAUCAUUAUUGAGCAUGUAUAAAGGGACAAAAAGCGCGGUAAAUAAGCGAAAAAGAAAGUGCAACGAUAACAGAUUUAGUAGAAAAAGUAUAGAAACUUUAAUGACCAAUAUAACGGAUGAAGAGUUUGCUCAGUGUUUCAAGGAUUUUUCCCUUGAAACACCUGCGAGUGCAGAUGUAGAAAAUAUCGUGUGUUCGCAUUCGAGCAUUUUUAUCGGAGGUCGAUACAACAAGUUAUCCAGGGAACUCAGUCAAACACCAUGGUUUAUAAACGGUGAGAAAAAGAUGCAAACGUCUGUUCAAGAUAUAUUAGGUAAUCCCAUUGCAGAAGCUGUAGGAGCUCAAUCUAUUAAAUUUCUAUCAUCCGGAAGAGAGGACGUCGACGUUAGAAACAUACAUGCAGGGAGACCAUUUGCGAUUGAAUUAAUAAAUCCUCGAAUGACUAAAAUAACAGAUGAAUUACUAUUAAAUCUAGUCGAUAAAAUCAAUCAAUCUUCCCAACAAGUCCAAAUCACGUCAAAUUUGAAAGUUCUAUCUAGACUUGAUUUGAAGGUAUUGAAGGAAGGCGAAAAUGUUAAAACAAAAUUUUAUCGAGCGCUUUGCAUCUGUCGCGAUAUUUCGAAGGAUGCGUUGCCUCUUGAAACAUUGAAUGAUCUAAAGCGAGUAAAAAUAGUCCAAAAAACACCGGUUAGAGUACUGCACAGACGACCUCUCAGCCCCAGAAUACGUUUAAUAUACGAAAUGAGAGCUCGCUGGGCAAAGCCUCAGGAAUUAAAGAAAUUAUUGGAUACCGCGAGUGAAGAUCCCAGCGUGUUUUUUGUAUUGGAUAUUAAAACACAAGCGGGAACUUACGUAAAAGAAUUUGUGCACGGCGAUUUUGGACGGACUAAACCAAGUUUAUGUGACAUUCUUAAUACCGAAGUUGAUAUCGUCGCGUUGGACGUGACAGGUAUUAAUUUAAACUGGCCAUAGAUAUUAUUUAAUACCUGCAAUAUUUUUUAUAUGUAAUUGUAAAGAAUGUAAAUACAAUUACAGUGUUUCUACGCUAAAUGGAUUCGUUGGAAUCAAUUAAAAUAAUCAACUAAACCUUUCCUUUCAGUCGUCCUUUACAUUCGGUCAUAUUUAUUAU